CGGACUCUUUUUGCGGGCGCACCGGGUCCGGGGGUAGCGGGGCGGGGACGGACCGGGCGGCGGGAGUGGGGCCGGGAGCGGGGCGGGGCAGCCAUGCCGUACGCCAACCAGCCCACCGUGCGCAUCACCGAGCUGACGGACGAGAACGUCAAGUUCAUCAUCGAGAACACGGACCUGGCGGUGGCAAAUUCCAUUCGAAGAGUGUUCAUCGCAGAAGUCCCCAUCAUAGCCAUUGACUGGGUCCAGAUCGAUGCCAACUCCUCCGUGCUCCACGAUGAGUUCAUUGCACACAGGCUGGGCCUCAUCCCACUCACCAGCGACGACAUUGUGGAUAAGAUGCAAUAUUCCAGAGACUGCACGUGUGACGAGUUCUGCCCCGAGUGCUCCGUGGAGUUCACGCUGGACGUUCGCUGCAACGAGGACCAGACUCGGCACGUGACAUCUCGGGACCUGAUCUCCAACAACCCCCGCGUCAUCCCGGUGACAUCUCGGAGCAGAGACAAUGACCCCAAUGACUACGUGGAGCAGGAUGACAUCCUGAUAGUGAAGCUGCGCAAGGGGCAGGAGCUGCGGCUGCGGGCCUAUGCCAAGAAGGGCUUUGGCAAGGAGCACGCCAAGUGGAACCCCACGGCCGGAGUGGCCUUCGAGUACGACCCCGACAAUGCGCUCAGGCACACCGUGUACCCCAAGCCAGAGGAGUGGCCCAAGAGUGAGUACUCAGAGAUCGAUGACGAGGAUGCUCAGGCUCCCUACGACCCCAACGGGAAGCCAGAGAGGUUUUAUUACAACGUGGAGUCCUGUGGCUCUCUGCGCCCUGAGACCAUCGUCCUGUCUGCACUGUCCGGCCUCAAGAAGAAACUGAGCGACCUCCAGACACAGCUGAGCCACGAGAUCCAGAGUGAUGUCCUCACUAUCAACUGAGGUGGCCCUGGCAAGAGAGUGCUGUGAGCUGUGAGUGAUGCCUGGCUGAGAUCUGGGGAGAGGCUUUUACCUCCCCAUCAUCUCCCUCUGCCUUUCCUGGCCCAGCAUUUGGUUGUUGACACCUCUUCCCUGGCCCUCCUUCCCAGGGAAAGCCAGUUACCUGUAGGGUAGAAUAGGAAGGGAAUCAGUUAAUGAGCAUCUUAACUGGGACAGGCUUUGUCUCCAAACAAUCCUGGAUUUUGGUUCUGGUGUUGGAUUUUGGCCAUGUGAUGUUUGGGAUUGGGAAGCGUGUACCUUUGUUACACAACCCUACCUUAUUUACAUGUCCAUUCUUUACUGUGCUGAAUAAAGCCUUACCCCCAGA
Molecule: messenger RNA, 1285 nt
Organism: Serinus canaria (Common canary)
Lineage: Eukaryota; Metazoa; Chordata; Aves; Passeriformes; Fringillidae
Gene: POLR2C
Product: RNA polymerase II subunit C
Exons: 9
Coding region: 94-921 (275 amino acids)
Biological process (GO): DNA-templated transcription
Cellular component (GO): RNA polymerase II, core complex
Molecular function (GO): DNA-directed RNA polymerase activity; DNA binding; protein dimerization activity
Source: RefSeq, a predicted model, not a curated record